AUGUCCCUGGAUAUGGAGCAGCCGAUUGUGGUGGUCACCAUCAACUUCAGACUGGGGGCUUUUGGAUUUUUGGCGUCGGCUGAUCUUGAGCUGGAUAACCGGAGAUCAGGCGAUGCUGGCGUGGGAAACUAUGGGAUCCACGACCAGAUUCUGGCGUUGCAGUGGGUGAGGAGGUAUAUUGGCGCAUUUGGUGGUGAUCCGGAGCUGGUGACGGUGGUGGGUCAGAGUGCGGGUGGCAAUCUAUCGCGCUGGGCGGCGCAUCAGGAACUCUUCAACCAGGCAGUGAUCAUGUUGGGCAAUACCUUCCUCACGUCUCGUAGUCUCGAACUUCAAGAAGGCAUAUACCAGACGAUCCUUGCACACCUGCGGACUCCCUCUGAUAUGCCAACAUUGGACAGAAUCCGACGCUUGCGGGACGUACCGGCAAAUGAGCUGUUGGACGCGUACAUAGCCACUGGAUCUCCCCUACCGAAUUGGCAAGCCACAGUCGAUGGUUUCUUGCUGGAUGAACUUCCCCGGCCUUCGAGGAUUGGGAACCAGCAGUACGAUGCGUAUGUACGCAGAAUCAUCAUCGGACAUCAUCUGGGGCCCGCGGAAAUCGCAAAACUCGGCUGGACACCAGGCAAGAUCCGCCACUUACUCUCUUCCUACUUCCCUGCCGAACUCGUCACGCAUAUGACUCUGUUCUACGAUCUCUCGGACUUCCCCAACGAGUAA
This is a messenger RNA of Cladophialophora psammophila CBS 110553, 717 nucleotides long. RefSeq lists its product as uncharacterized. The transcript is spliced from 3 exons. Bases 1 to 717 code for a protein of 238 amino acids. NCBI's taxonomy places the organism in Eukaryota, Fungi, Ascomycota, Eurotiomycetes, Chaetothyriales, Herpotrichiellaceae. The record is from RefSeq and is a predicted model, not a curated record.